Molecule: messenger RNA, 429 nt
Organism: Microdochium trichocladiopsis
Lineage: Eukaryota; Fungi; Ascomycota; Sordariomycetes; Xylariales; Microdochiaceae
Exons: 1
Coding region: 1-429 (142 amino acids)
Source: RefSeq, a predicted model, not a curated record
AUGGCAGUUCUGAGGGCACAUCCGGCCCUUCCGGGCCUGGUGGUGUUCAGCGAGGUGUAUGUAUGUCGUCUCUUUGCAUUGUGCGACUGGCGGUCAUGGCCUCGCUUGCCUCAGCGCUCCAGCGUGAUAUUUUCGCCUCCUUGGAGGUGGGACAGUGCAGUUGCCGCUGCUGUCUGCUCCAUUGUCUGCAUUGACAAAGUUUGGUCUCGCAACGAGUGUUCGUUGAACAAAGCAAGCGGUCUCGUGUCCAGAUUUAGUGUUCUCAUUCACGCGAGGGUUUUGUGUCUCCGAAGCCCUAUCUAUGGUGAUGGAUUGCUUCUAGGUAUUCUGAGUGUCAUUGAGGGAAUGUCGUUUGCUCCGUCCAUGGUCACGGGACCUCAAAUUCGGCACGUGCGAGCUAGUCGUGGCCGAAUUGCUGAGGAGGGAUAA